AUGAGUAUCCAGACCCCACCCAGACUCCUUGACCUGGUGGGAAUGCACCUGCUGAGGGAUGAUGACUUGGCCUUUUCUACUCUGGAGAGUCUGCCCACAGAGCUCUUUCCACUUUUCCUGGAAGCCUUCCAUGGAAGAUGUGUUGAGAUCCUGAAAGCCAUGGUGCAAACCUGGCCUUUUGGCCGCUUGCCUCUGGGGGCCCUGAUUGACCUGCCUCAUGUGGGGCCCCUACAGCUUGAAGCACUCGAUGUCCUGCUUGCCCAGAAGAUCCGAUCCAGACUCAGGAGGUGCAAACUGCGGGUGCUAGAUUUACAAAAUAUAGGCCAGAGCUUCUGGAGCAUGUGGUCUAGAGCCAGCAGUUAUGGGUGCUCAAGCUCACAAAUGGCAGCAGUGGCUGAGCCCAGGUCAAUGACAAAGCAGCACUUGGCUCCACUGAAGAUUUUUAUGGACCUUUGCCUGAACAAAAAGACCCUGGACAACUUCCUCACCUACUUCCUUCGGUGGGUGGAGCAGAGAAAGUCUUCCAUCCACCUGUGUUGUUAA
Capra hircus (goat) is the source of this 543-nucleotide messenger RNA. Its product is annotated as PRAME family member 9/15. The record is from RefSeq and is a predicted model, not a curated record. NCBI's taxonomy places the organism in Eukaryota, Metazoa, Chordata, Mammalia, Artiodactyla, Bovidae. Gene Ontology annotation, cellular component: cytoplasm.